CGCAGAAAGCCUUCUUCAGUCGCCAGCGCUGCUGGUCGCGGGGUCCCCGAACCGCGGCGGCCCGGGGCUCCCUCCGCUCGCCAUGGCCCCUCCGCCCCCGUGCAGGUCGCUGAUGUCGCCGCCGCCACCCCUGCUGCUGCUGCUGGUUGGCGUCGCGCUGCUGGGCGCCCAGGCCCACGGGGAGCCCCCCGCCGGGAGUGCGGUCCCCGCCCAGAGCCGCCCGUGCGUCGACUGCCACGCGUUUGAGUUCAUGCAACGCGCCCUGCAGGACCUCCGGAAGACGGCCUACAGCUUGGACGCUCGGACGGAGACCCUUCUGCUGCAGGCGGAGCGCCGGGCCCUGUGUGCCUGCUGGCCUGCUGGGCGCUGAGGACCUCCAGCCAGGUGCUGUCCCCUUGUCAAUAAACACCUGGUCCCCACAUCUGCCUCCAUGUCCU
Molecule: messenger RNA, 437 nt
Organism: Loxodonta africana (African savanna elephant)
Lineage: Eukaryota; Metazoa; Chordata; Mammalia; Proboscidea; Elephantidae
Gene: NICOL1
Product: NELL2 interacting cell ontogeny regulator 1
Exons: 4
Coding region: 83-370 (95 amino acids)
Source: RefSeq, a predicted model, not a curated record